AUCGCCCAUGGACUACGAUCAGGCAUCGGUCGCGCCACUGCAAUCGCGCUUUCAGCAGCAAGGUGGACAGUCGUAUUGUCUGGACGUCGUGAGGCUGAGCUUCAUCUAACCGCGAGCCGCUGCCCUUGGGAGACUCUUGUUGUGCCUACCGAUGUAUCCAAAGAGGAAGAAGUCAUGCGUUUGUUCCAGAGAACGAUAAAGGUUUUUGGUAUGUUAGAUCUGCUAUUUAACAAUGCGGGAACUGGUGGUCCUCGUCUUCCGCUGGAUCAAGUCUCCGGAGAUGAAUUCAUGGAUGUCAUUAACGUCAACGUCUUUGCCUCCUUCUUAUGUACCAGGGAGGCUGUGAAGAUCUUCAAACGACAAGGAAAGGGUGGUAGAAUUAUCAACAAUGGUUCUUUGGCGGCACAUGUCCCGCGGCCAAAUUCGGUGUCAUACACUGUGUCCAAGCACGCAAUUUCCGGCCUAACCAAGAGCACUGCUUUAGAUGGAAGACAGUUUAACAUAACGUGCACGCAAAUCGAUAUAGGGAACGCCAGCACAGAAAUGACUGCUGGGCACUCCAGCGGGGCGCUUCAACCCGAUGGUACGACACGCUCGGAGGCUCUAUGCGACGUGAACCACGUCGCAGACACCAUCGUCCAUAUUGCUUCUCUUCCUCAUGAGACGACCGUUCUAACGGUCAACGUAAUGGCUACCGGGAUGCCGUUCGUUGGAAGAGGCUGAUUUGGCUGGACUCAUGCCAUAAUUUGUGCACGAUCGAUCUGAGUCCCCUUGGCCGACUCGGAACCGAGUGGUUGUAAACACAUAUAAAUAUCUCCAGUCCAUUCAAAAAAUAAAAAUCCUAAAUUGUAUCGUUCGAUUCUCUCUGUUGGACACUUCAGCCACCUCAGACAGACCCUC
Cantharellus anzutake is the source of this 900-nucleotide messenger RNA. RefSeq lists its product as uncharacterized. The transcript has 8 exons. The annotation marks the transcript as partial. Lineage: Eukaryota; Fungi; Basidiomycota; Agaricomycetes; Cantharellales; Hydnaceae. The record is from RefSeq and is a predicted model, not a curated record. Gene Ontology annotation, molecular function: oxidoreductase activity.